Messenger RNA from Aspergillus versicolor CBS 583.65, 661 nucleotides. RefSeq names its product PET191 family protein. Gene Ontology annotation, cellular component: mitochondrion. The record is from RefSeq and is a predicted model, not a curated record. Bases 70 to 423 code for a protein of 117 amino acids. The transcript is spliced from 3 exons. NCBI's taxonomy places the organism in Eukaryota, Fungi, Ascomycota, Eurotiomycetes, Eurotiales, Aspergillaceae. Gene Ontology annotation, biological process: mitochondrial respiratory chain complex IV assembly.
GACGGGAGGAACUUGAAUCACCAACGGUCUCCAAAUCCUCAUCAGGGCAUUGGCUGUGUCGCAUCCAAAAUGCCGAAUUCUUGCAACGCUCUCCGCGAUGCCCUGGCACAAUGCCUCCAACAGUCUGACUGUAUCAUGGUCCAACGCCACACACCGCGAGAAUGCCUAAGCGAACCUCUGGUCGAUGAACUUCCAGUCAAAUGUCAACAGCUGCGGAAAGGUUUCGGCGAGUGCAAACGUGGACUAAUCGAUAUGCGCAAACGAUUCCGCGGCAACGCGCCCCUCCAAAUGUCCAAAGAGGUGGAGGGCAAGGCAAGCAAACCUUCGCAACAGUUGUAUGCGGGCAAGCCGGCGUUUGAGACUGUGAAGGAGAUUAGUGGCGAUGAGGUGCAGAUGGAUCCCGAGAAGACGAGAGGGCUAUGAGGGGAGAAACGCAUUGGAGGGGAAGCUGUGAAACCACAGACUUGAUGUGAAAUCUGGUUGAAUUUAGAGAAAUGUCUCCCAUGCAUAUGCUUUUUGUUUUGGCUGCCUGUUUUUCUCCCCUCAUGGCAUGGAUCGGAGUUGUUGUUUUUAUUUGGGCAUGUACAAUAUGUGUACGUUUAUAUAUCAGCAUGAUGAAAACGAUACCGUUUAGAUUGGUUACAUAAAUCUACUAUUACAG